AUGUGUGUCCGACAACUACUUAACAAAGUUUCCAACAGUAACAUUACUAAAUCAUUCAUUAGUAGCCUCUCAGGGACAUUAGCAUCUGUCUUUUUUAAAAAGGCAUCAGAUAUAUCUAUUUUUAGAAAUAGUUCUGUUACAAUAAAUAUAAAAUGGAUUAUCGAAAUUAGCCUAAGAAUAAUUUACUUUUUUCUAUUUCUUAUUUUUAACAUGCUGAUGAUUAAAUAUUACAUCUUAUUAAUGAAUCAUUACUCAGCUUUUAUUGCAACUGUCCUGAAUUUUUUUUUAAGCUUUUUUUUAAGUGCUAUAAUGGGUACACUUUUUUUUAAUGAAAAAAGGAAUUACUAUUGGAUAUUAGGAGGAAUUCUUAUUAUUAUUGGUUUGAUACUCAUUAUGACCGAUACUGCAAAUGAAGAAAAGAAAAAAGGGUAA
Messenger RNA from Plasmodium gonderi, 432 nucleotides. RefSeq lists its product as hypothetical. The transcript has a single exon. Bases 1 to 432 code for a protein of 143 amino acids. The record is from RefSeq and is a predicted model, not a curated record. NCBI's taxonomy places the organism in Eukaryota, Apicomplexa, Aconoidasida, Haemosporida, Plasmodiidae.